Molecule: messenger RNA, 1131 nt
Organism: Penicillium malachiteum
Lineage: Eukaryota; Fungi; Ascomycota; Eurotiomycetes; Eurotiales; Aspergillaceae
Exons: 1
Coding region: 1-1131 (376 amino acids)
Source: RefSeq, a predicted model, not a curated record
AUGAAUCCUUAUCUGAGCUGGGCCCUGCUCCUCGUCGUGGCAGGUAGCCUCGGGUGGUACUACACCAAUGGCUCUGCUCCGAAAGCCAAGACUCCCGUCCGAGCUGUAGUAGAAAAAGUCGAGACCACAGUUGCGCCCAAAAAACAAAAGCGGAAGGCAAAGGCUCCGGAGCCAGCUAAGAAGUCCGAGAUCAAGACUGUUAUCUCUCCUCCUACCACCGAGGAUGAUCAAGCAGAGGAUGAUGUCGACCGCAAGGAGAUGGCCCGCCGCAUGGCUGCUCUGAAGAACGGCACCUCCCCGGCUGCUGCUCCUUCCAGCAAGAACCAGAAGAAGAAGGCCAAGAAGGCCAGCCAGCUUGAGAGUGGCUCGCACGCUUCCUCCACUACCGGCGCCGAUGCCGAUGAUGAUCUGUCUCCUGCCGUCUCCCCCCAGGUGACCGCUGUUCCUUCCGCCGGAUACGUUUCCGAUAUGCUAGAGUCCCCUGCUCCCGCUGCCUCCGUCCUCCGCGUCACCGGAAAUGUUGAGUCCGAGCCCAAGAAGCAGAAGGCCCAGACCUUCAAGCAGGUUGAGACCAAGAAGCAGCGCCAACAGCGCCUGAAGAACGAGGCACGCAAGGAACAAGUCCAGGAAGCUGAGCAGCAGCGCCGCCAGUUGCUUGAGAAGCAGCUGCACACUGCCCGUUCGGCCGAGCGUAGCGAGGCUGCCCGCUCUCAGGUCCCCGUCUCCAACGCCUGGGAGACCAAGGAAGCCGCCAAGCCCAAGACCAAUAGUGUUUCCAAGCCUGCUCCUGCCCCGACCUCUGCUCCUGUCCAGCUUUUGGACACUUUCGAGUCCACCGCUGCUCCAGCUCAGAAGAAGUGGACCCAGGAACUUCCCUCCGAGGAAGAGCAGAUGCGCAUUCUGGGUGCAGGCAAUGCCAACGUGGAUGAUGAGUGGACCACAGUCUCUAAGAAGCCCAAGAAGAAGAGCGGCAAGGCCGAUGAGAGUGAGGCCAGCGCCUCUGAGAGCCAGCCUACCCCUGUGGCUCCUGUCCCCGUUGAGCCUAAGGUGACUGUCACCCCUACCUACCUUCCUGACAUCCUGCGCUCUCGGGAGAAGGGUCACCCACUGGAUUCCGACUGGACCGCAUAA